AGGCAAUCACGAAGAUUUUCGAUACUGAAACGAGAAGAUGCGCCUCACUUUGAUUGUUUGGGCCUCAGCCUUGUACAAACCACCCCAAGCUCCAUAUUCAUCAUUUAAGUCAUACCUAUUUGAGUUUUUAUGAGACAGUGAACUUCAUUUGUUUGAUUAGUAAAAAUUAAGCACUAAUUUGGAAACCUACUCUUUGCUUUUAUUCUUCAAAAACCUAUUCUUGCAGUGUUUCUUCUCCAUUUAUUUCCUCUCUCUUUCCUCUGUGCUAGCCAUGAACCCAUCCGAUUUCUUCACUUUCCAAAACCCUAAUUCUAUUCCCAACGUCACCUGCAAUUUCGCUCCUCUUGGUCUCACUUUUCAGAACCCAACCAUUCCUCCUCCUCCUCCUUCUCCUCUUCCAUUAAAUCUGAACCAGGCCAUCGAAACCCUAAAGAGCUCCAUCUCCAACGCAAAAGAUGCCCUAAAACGAGUUUCGGGGUUCCUCAACUUAGACCAAACCCUAAUUCGUCAUGAGCUUUCGACGUGCCCUUUUAAUUCAAACCAUCGUAUGCCUUCUCAGCGUCUCUUUCGCCAUUCUCUCACCUGCAAUUCGUCUCCUGGUGCCCUAGGCGUAGACAAUCUCGGCAAUCUGAAAUACCCGAAUUCUCUGAAAUCGGAGAAAGAAUUAAAAUCUGAAGUUCAGUUGUUUCAUGAAAUUCAUGGUGUUGAAUCUGACUUGUGCUUUUCUUUGGACGAUGGUGGUGGUUUCAGUGCAAAUUUCUUUUACAGGGAUUGCCCUGGUGUGGUAAGCUCUUCUGAACCAGAAACCAAGAAGACUUUUACUCUUCCUUCUAUUUUGUCCAGAGAAUGUGUUAAUUUAGCUGGAAAUUGUGAUUUCAAGCCCCAUGGUGAGUUUCCAUGGCUUCUUCCUUCUGAACUCUGGUAUAUGAGAAAGGAAUCAGGGGGUUGGAACGAUUAUCCUCUCUGUUAUUCUUAUGCUUCUCUUAAGGUCUCUUCUUGCUUGUCAAUGGUUUCUAAGCCUGAAAUGGUGAAAUGGGUACUUAAGAAUUCACCUUUUUAUGGUUCUGUGAUUGAUAAUCCAAUGGGCGAGCACAUAUUUCUGCUGUUGAAACUUUGCUUUAAAGCCAUUUCUAGAGAGGCUUCUUCUUCCCUAGAGCUUCAUCAGAACAGGGAUGAGAGGGAUAAGGGUUUUGAUAUAAAAACUCUGAGUUUCAAAUGUCCAGUUCUUGCAGAAAGCUUAUCAUGGCUGGGUUCUCACCUAUCAGUCUUGUAUGGCCAUAACAAUGGCAAGGUAUUUGCUAUCCAUGUACUUAAAGAGAGUUUAUUCAUUAUGGGUUCUCGGUUAGUACUCUUCCCACUGGGCAAUCCAUCGAUAAACAGCAAUAAGGAACUAGAAACUAAGGGUUCAAAAAAGGAAACUGAUGUUGUGGGCGUAAGUGGUAGUGAUUUGGAUUUGAAAGAUGGUUAUUUGGUAGAAAAACAGGGUUCUGAACUACAAGAAAUUAUUGGGAAAAAAAAUGAUGCCAACUCGGGUAUGAAUUCUGAUGAAGAUUUGAUUGGGCAAAGAGUCUUUGUAUCACAAAUAGCAGCAGCCAUUGCAGCUUUGCAUGAACGAUCUUUCUUAGAGGAGAAAAUCAAAGCGCUGCGCCUAUCGGGACCACUUUCAAAAUCUCAGCUGAUUUCCGAGCAUGAUCAAGUGUCAAGGAUGGCCAAUGAGGAACGGCAAAACCGGCCUGAUUACAGAGCUGUUCUUGAGCAUGAUGGGCUCCUAUGGCAGCGAUCACGCCAUCCGGAUAUGAAUAAGAACAAGACCAGGGAGGAAUUGUUGGCUGAAGAAAGAGAUUAUAAGCGGCGGAGGAUGUCUUAUCGUGGCAAGAAGGUUAAACGAACACCAAUCCAGGUCUUACAUGAUAUAAUUGAGGGACAUAUGGAGGAGAUCGAGUGUGCAGGGGGUAUAGGUUGCUUCGUGAAAGGAUCUGAGAAGCCCACAUCACUUUCUUCAGGAUCAAUUGCAAAUAAUGUUAUUUCAGAAGAUCAUCAUGAGUCACAAAGCCAUACAUAUUCCUCAGGAGAAACCAUCAGACCCCAUAAUCAGAGGAAAUUAUUUAUUGGUAGCUCCAAUGUAUCCUCAACUCGAUCCAAUGGUGUGUCUAUCAAGGACCAAUCUGGCAUGAGCAGUGGACUUGGCAGUCGUUCUAAUUAUCCCAGAGAUGGUGACCAGUGGCAUGGCGAUGAACACUACACAAAGCAUGAGUCACAGGAGGAUCGAAAGAGAAGGGCUUACAGGGAAGAAGAAAAAUACAGUAGUUACAGGUCUAGAAGUCCAUCUCUUCAUACAACUGAGCAACAUUGGAAGAGUGGGAAAGAAGACCGUUGGGGAGAUGAGAGAGAAAGAUAUGACAGAGCAGACUCCAGAACAUCGGAUAGGGAUAAGUAUCAGAAUGGCAGGUCAUCCUCUUAUGCGUCGAGAUCCAGGAAGCUCUCUGAUGGCUCUGCUCAUAGGUCAGAGAGAGAAGAUAGGCAUGGAAGAACGUACCACAUAAGUUUUUCAGAGAAUAAUUUUGAUGAUAGGUAUGAUCCUUCUGGAUCACAUGGAAUGUAUGACGAGGCCUGCAAUAAUGCAUCCUCUAGCAGUAAGUAUGAAAGAGGAGAUAGGUGGUCCAACAACUAAAACAUUUUUGGAUCUUAAAUUUUUAAUUAUGAGCUUCAAGGAAAUGGGCUUGCCACCAAAUGCCUGCACUUAAGAAUUCAGAGAUUCAUGUAAGAUAUUCAGACUCCAAGAUAUAUAUGCUCAUCUGUAUCCUCCCAUGUAUCCUUAAAAUUAAAUUACAAAAAACUUGUUAUAUUAUUUUUGGAAAUAUUCAUGCAGCAUGAACUUAUUUUACUUAAGUUUCAUUGCUCUAAUAUUUCUCCCUCAGUUAUUAUUUCUGUUCUAGUCAUAUGGUGGAUAUAUUACAGUACUGUUGUUAUUGUAGUUGAAUUACAGUCACUUCUUAGAUGUGGCUACUCACCAGGAAAAUAAAAGUUGUGGUGUCCUCCAAAUUAUGUUCUUUAAGUCAUUUCAUUGAUUAUCUUGAUUUUAUCCAUGGACACAUCCAUCAAAGGAAAUCACUUAAAAACAGGCUGGUGAGUGACUAGUUUGGCAUUUUCCUCUGUGAACUUUCCAUAAAGGUAAAAGACAAGGGAGCCUUCUCUCUGAAUGGAUUUCUAGGGACUGAAUAUAAUGAUGUCAAAACAGAUUAGAAGGACAAUGAAUAUGUGCCUUAUAUGUCUGUCAACAUGCAUAGAAAAGUUGGGUAUCUACAAUUGGACAUCAUGAUAUUGAAGAUGUUCUUGUCAUGGUAAAUAACUGCUAUCUAUUUAUUUUCAAUUGGUAAUGGCUGCUACUGUGUUAAGUAUGGGCUCGAAGUAAAAUGCAUUGACAAAACUAAAUGAGCACAUGAAUCAUAUACCCGUUUGUCUUUUGCCACUAGUGUGCAUUUUAUACUAGGUUGAGCUCUAAGACUGGUCUCUGGGGAAAAUGAAUUAGUGAACACUUCAGAGGAUUUCAUUCCCUUUGAUCCGAUAACCUUUGCCAUUAACAUCCUUUACAAUGAGUUCUUUUGAUCUCAUAUGUUGCGGCGGCUGCUCUCCAGGGGAGUCAGUCAGGAGGUUUUGGUUUCUGUUCAAUUUUUUUUUUGCAGAGAUAUGUGAUUUCUGAAGCAACAUUAUUCAUACUACAUUGCAAUUGAUAUUGUAUGUUUGAUGAACAUUAUUCCAACUUGUAAACUUACCGCUUCCUUUUUCUCAUAAUGUGCGUUCAUCUAGUGUAUCCUCCUGCCAGACUUCUUCCAACAAUAUAUACAUUUAUAAGUUUUUGAGUCCCUUCUUGUCUUAGAGUUGAUUAGAAUUUAUUCCAAGUAGUGUCUGCUUUCCCUUGAGGAGUAGUGCCGGUAGGCAGAAGGUUGUUUGUAGCACUGGUCUUACUUGUAGAGUGAUACAUCAACGAAGGUUGUCAUAAUGGGGGUUUGUGGGAUGAGAGAAGUUCAUGGUUUGGCGCAUUUUUUUUCUUUUUUUUUUUGUUUCUCUAACCUUGUUUGGUGUUAAAAAGAUGUUUGAGACUCGAGUGUUAGUGAGAUGUGAUAUGCUUCAUGGUUGUCUUGCUAUAUCUAUCUUUCAUAUUUUAUUUUUUUGAUAUGAAUCUAUUAAGCAUCUUGCCAACGUGAAGGGUCCUAGGCAAUCAUGCAAAAUACUACCAAGAAUUUUUCGUGGAAACUUUAAAUAUGUUUUUGGGUCAUUAAAGAGGGCUUCCCUGAUUAUCAAUACUGUGCAGGUAUUGGACGUUUUUCCUUUUCUCCUUUUUGUUACUUCUUCCAUUGUUUCUACGGAGUGUCUUCCAAAUUACAAGUUUUUGGGAAAAUAUAUUGCUACCAAGGAACUAGAUAGAAACUUGGUAACUUUGCUGUUUCUCUUGUAAAUAUAUUUUGGAAUAGACGUUUGGGACACGGAAAGAGUGGCAAAUAAAGCUCCCCUAUAAUGGAGGUUUGGUUAACGACAACGGAUGCUUAAAGGUUUAAUGAUACCUAGCAUUGAGGGUGGUUUUCUCAUCAACAUGUGUUUCUUGUGCAGGGAGAGAGCUCAUCUAGUUGAUAUUCAAUUAUGGUGUGGUUAUUAGUCUUCUAGGCCAUGGGAGCUUAUUGUUUACCUCAAUCAUAGAUGUUUGAUAAUGCUUGAGUUCUUUCCUAUUGCAGGUUUGGAUUUUGGUACAAUGCAGCGAAAGGGGUUAUAUCCGUUUUGGGAAAGAAGGUGUGAUGCCAUCUUCAGAUCUCAAAGCAUGGAGAAGCAAGAGUUUUUUGAGAUUGUCAGUUGAUGUUUUGUGAUUUCUCCCUAGAGAAGGGCGCCACAGAGGAGGCUUAUGCUUUUCUGUCAUGGUGUUAGAUGAGGUUUGCACCAGUGAUUCAAAUAUUGGAAUCAAGCUUUUAUCUCUUCAUCGAUUUGAGCCCAUAUUGUGCAGGUCCGACUUGGGUAACUCCUAUGUUAAGUGGUCUAUAUUUUACAAUAGAAAGAUAUAACAAGGUGAUUCCAAGGUGAAACAAUCCUUUAAAUUAUGGAAUAUAGAGUUUGACAUUUUUCAGA
Messenger RNA from Amborella trichopoda, 5115 nucleotides. Its product is annotated as U11/U12 small nuclear ribonucleoprotein. Lineage: Eukaryota; Viridiplantae; Streptophyta; Magnoliopsida; Amborellales; Amborellaceae. The record is from RefSeq and is a predicted model, not a curated record.